Messenger RNA from Mitosporidium daphniae, 900 nucleotides. RefSeq lists its product as uncharacterized. Gene Ontology annotation, cellular component: Golgi apparatus; endoplasmic reticulum; endoplasmic reticulum-Golgi intermediate compartment. The record is from RefSeq and is a predicted model, not a curated record. Lineage: Eukaryota; Fungi; Microsporidia. Gene Ontology annotation, molecular function: protein kinase activity; ATP binding; glucosamine 6-phosphate N-acetyltransferase activity. Gene Ontology annotation, biological process: protein phosphorylation; UDP-N-acetylglucosamine biosynthetic process. The transcript has 3 exons. The coding region runs from base 1 to 900 and encodes 299 amino acids.
AUGACGCGUGCCCCACAACCAGGCCUGAUCCAGCUUAUCUGCUCCUGUUUCCUUCCUCCAGGAUAUAUCUGCAUGGUUCAAACGCUUUUGGCUCCAAUUCCACCAUUCAUGCCAGAAUACACGAAAGACUUGUACUUAUUUGGCGAUUUUAGUGCACAUCUUGUACGCGGGUUGUCCUUUUUACAUUCUUUUGGGAUCAUUCAUGGCGAUCUCAAGCCAGAAAACGUCAUGAUGGCGUGUAGUAUUUCUGGCUCCUUUGCUACCAAUAUGCCAAUAAGGCCAUACAUUAUUGACCUUGGAAAUUCUUUAACCAUUAACGACCUCAAGUUUGUCGACAAGGACACCCCGAUUCAGCCAAUUUUAUACAGAGCGCCCGAGAUAUGUGGUCCCUCGGGUGCAUCUUGUUUGAGAUUAUCUGUGGAAAGCCCUUUCUAUCGGAGCUCCAAUAUUCCGAUUAUUCGCGGUCAACAGAGAUUUUAUCAGAACAAAUCAAAUGCCAACCACUAUUAUGUUGUAGUUAUUGAAGAUACUACCUCAUCGCUGCCCAAAAUCGCGGCAGCUGGCACCGUUUUCAUUGAGCACAAGUUCAUCCACCAAAAUGGAUUGGUUGGUCACAUUGAAGAUAUCGUUUCGUUGAAGGAGUAUCGUGGAAAUAAUUUUGGCAAAUGGUACCUGUCUGUGUUUGACCACUUAAAUGCUAGGAUUAUUGAGCAGUUAAAACAUAUAGCCGAUGCUGUGGGUUGUUACAAGGUCAUCCUUGAUUGUUCUGAUAGCAAUGUGCCAUUUUAUGAGAAAUGUGGCUUUGAAAAAAAGGAGGUCCAAAUGGUUGUUUAUCUAUCUCACAAUGACAAGAUCAAGCAAAAUAAAGACCUUACUCCCCCCUAUGUUAGCAAACUCUAA